Symbiodinium pilosum is the source of this 1470-nucleotide messenger RNA. The record is from the annotation of a GenBank genome assembly. NCBI's taxonomy places the organism in Eukaryota, Dinophyceae, Suessiales, Symbiodiniaceae.
AUGCGUGAAUCGGUUCCCUCCCCCGCUGUCCCGCACACGGAAGUGGACCGGUACCGGUAUGGGAGCGUCCAUAAACGGGUCAAGCUGAAGCAGGCCGGUCGUUGUCGUCUCAUCGGCGUCAACACGCCGGAGACCGUAGCUCCAAGGCAGCAGGAGGGGGCGCCCCCGGAUUGCUAUGGACCAGAGGCAUCAGCACUGACCAAGGGCCUGUUGCCGCCAGGAAGCAGGGUGCGUAUUGAGUUCGACGUCGAGCCCACUGACAAGUACGGCCGUCAGCUGGUGUACCUCUACAGGGCUACGGAUGGCUUAUUCAUCAACAGCGAGUUGGUGAAGAAAGGGGCUGCAAGGCGUUUCAAAGUCCCCCCGAACGUGCGUUACGACGACAUGCUGGUGAAGCUGGAGUCAGAUGCACGAAGCACGCGCGUGGGGCUGUGGCAGUCGUGCCCGGCCGGGGCAGUGGCACCCCUGACGGCAAAGCCACUGGUGAAUGCCAAGGAUGUACAUGAUUUCCGGAUGCAAAUUAGCGAUGCCCCGCGUUCAAGGUACGAGAGGGAAGUUGUGGCAGCGGACGCGGGAAUAGACUAUGGCUCGCUCUCUGUCCUGCAUGCAGAUGUGGCUAGCCCAUGCGGCCUCGCCACCAUGAACCUGGUUCUGCUGUUAGCCGCAGAGGUGGAGGAGAUCAACAACACGGGCUUCGUGCUGCUGCCGACUACAGAUCGACGAGCAAAGCACAUAGCAACUGUCCUAAAGCCAACCUCCGGUGCAACAAUCCGCGUAGGCUGCGUGGGAGUGGGCGUUGGCCGCGCCGGUGUUCAGGUUUUGGAGGAUGGCCAAGUCUGCCUCAGCGUAGCAGGCAAGAACUCAGAGGCAUCUGGCAACCUCAGACUGUCGCCGCUACCUCCCCAACCACACGUCGAGCUGCUUCUGGCCAUGCCCCGUCCAAAGGUUAUGAUGAGGCUUUGGUCCGUGCUGUCCCAGCUGGGGCUCCGCCGCGUUGUGCUCACCAAUGCCUGGCGUGUGGAGAAGCCCUACUUCUCCUCGCAAGCCACGGAUCCCAGCAAGUACACGCCAGAGCUGCUCGAGGGGCUUGAGCAGGCCGUCUGCACCACACUGCCUGAGGUUCAGAUCGAGCUGAGGCUGAAACCCUUCAUAGAGGAUUCCCUGGAGACCCUCUUCCCCGCACCUCGCUUUCUUCGCUUGCUUUGCCACCCAGGCGAUGCUGGGGUUCCUAUCAGCGAAGCGAUUUGCCGUGCACAGGCGCAGAGUGCGCCACCGCAAGCGGUGCUACUGGCAGUGGGCCCCGAAGGGGGCUGGGUCGAUUAUGAGGUGGAGCUGUUCCGGAAGCAUGGCUUCACACAGGUCUCUCUCGGCAGCCGCAUCCUCACCACUGACGUGGCCUUGGUUUCUCUGGUGGCAUUGACGCGGGACGCCUUGGAGCGGAGUACCGAGAAGAAGGCGGUCAAGGGAUGA